Balaenoptera musculus (blue whale) is the source of this 3358-nucleotide messenger RNA. RefSeq names its product plakophilin 1 (gene PKP1). NCBI's taxonomy places the organism in Eukaryota, Metazoa, Chordata, Mammalia, Artiodactyla, Balaenopteridae. Bases 208 to 2526 code for a protein of 772 amino acids. The record is from RefSeq and is a predicted model, not a curated record. Gene Ontology annotation, molecular function: cadherin binding. Gene Ontology annotation, cellular component: nucleus; cytoplasm; plasma membrane. The transcript has 14 exons. Gene Ontology annotation, biological process: cell-cell junction assembly; intermediate filament bundle assembly; cell-cell adhesion.
UUGAAGCCCUGCCCCCAGAGCGCCCGGCCCGCAGCUCAGCGCCCGGGGCUCCGCUGGAGCGGCCGCGGCGGGGAGGGGGCGGCGCCGGGCGGGGCGGUAUAUCCAGUCCGGCGGAGGGCGGGCCCGCCAGUGCCUGGACCAGGACGCGCCGGGAGCAGCAGGCGGGAGCAGCAGCCGGGAACCGUCACGCGCGUGUACCGUCGCUCGAUGGCUCAGGGAGCCGCUGAGCACGGGAAGAGCCCCCUCCCGCUGCCGCCCAGCACGCCGCGCACCCCGCGCACCCCGCACACCCCGCACACCCCGCACCUCGCAUUUGGCCGCUCGCUCUCCGGGCCCGCGCCCCGCGCCGCCAUGAACCACUCACCGCUCAAGACCGCCCUGGCCUACGAAUGCUUCCAGUUCCAGGACAACUCGACGCUGGCUCUGCCGUCGGACCAGAAGAUAAAGACCGGCACGUCGGGCUGGCAGCGCGUGCAGGAGCAGGUGAUGAUGACCGUCAAGCGGCAGAAGCCCAAGUCUUCCCAGUCGUCCACCCUGAGCCACUCCAACCGAGGUUCCAUGUAUGAUGACAAUUACAACAGCUGCGGGACCACCAGCCGGAGCAGCUACUACUCGAAGUUCCAGGCGGGGAACGGCUCGUGGGGUUAUCCGAUCUACAAUGGGACCCUUAAGCAGGGGGCAGACAACAAGCACUUCAGCUCCUACAGCCAGAUGGAGAGCUGGGGCCGGCAGUACCCUCGCAGCAGCAAUCCCCCCGGCGCCGGCAGCGACAUCUGCUUCAUGCAGAAGAUCAAGGCCAGCCGCAGCGAGCCCAACCUCUACUGCGGCCCCCGCGGCACCCUGCGCAAGGGCACGCUGGGCAGCAAGGGCUACAAGACCCCCCAGAACCGCUACAGCAUCUACAGCACCUGCAGCGGCCAGAAGGCGGUCAAGAAGUACCCGGUGCGCCAGGCCUCCUGUAUCUCCAAGCAGGACUCCGUGUACGUCCAGCCCACCUCCUGCACCAAGGACCAGUCCUUCAGCCACUCAAGGGCCAGCUCCAAGAUCUGCAGCGAGGACAUUGAGUGCAGCGGGCUGACCAUCCCCAGGGCCGUGCAGUACCUGAGCUACCAGGACGAGAAGUGCCAGGCCAUCGGGGCCUAUUACAUCCAGCACACCUGCUUCCAGAAUGAGCCUGCCAAGCAGCAGGUGUACCAGCUGGGCGGCAUCUGCAAGCUGGUGAGCCUCCUCCGCAGCCCCAACCAGAACGUGCAGCAGGCCGCGGCCGGGGCCCUGCGCAACCUGGUGUUCCGGAGCGCCACGAACAAGCUGGAGACUCAGAGGCAGAGCGGCAUCCGCGAGGCCGUCAGCCUCCUGAGGAGGACCAGCUGCACGGAGAUCCAGAAGCAGCUGACCGGGCUGCUCUGGAACCUGUCCUCCACCGAUGAACUGAAGGAGGAACUCAUCUCGGACGCCCUGCCCAUCCUGGCUGACCGGGUCAUCAUCCCGUUCUCCGGCUGGUGCGAUGGCAACAGCAGCCUGCCCCAGGAAGCCGUGGACGCUGAGGUCUUCUUCAACGCCUCCGGCUGCCUGAGGAACCUGAGCUCCGUGGACACAGGGCGCCAGACCAUGCGCAACUACACGGGUCUCAUUGACUCCCUCAUGGCCUAUAUCCAGAACCGCGUGGCAGCCAGCUGCUAUGACGACAAGUCUGUGGAGAACUGCAUGUGCAUCCUGCACAACCUCUCCUACCGCCUGGACUCCGAGGUGCCCACCCCCUACCGCCAGCUGGAGUACAACGCCCGCAACGCCUACACCGAGAAGUCCUCCACCGGCUGCUUCAGCAACAAGAACUACAGGAUGAUGAACGACAACUACGACUGCCCCCCCCUUCCUGAGGAAGAGCCCAACCCCAAGGGCAGCAGCUGGCUGUACCACUCGAACGCCAUCCGCACCUACCUGAACCUCAUGGGCAAGAGCAAGAAGGACGCCACCCUGGAGGCCUGCGCCGGCGCCCUGCAAAACCUGACCGCCAGCAAGGGGCUGAUGUCCAGCAGCAUGAGCCAGCUGAUCGGGCUGAAGGAGAAGGGCCUGCCUCACAUCGCCAACCUCCUGCAGUCGGGCAACUCAGACGUGGUGCGGUCCGGAGCUUCCCUCCUGAGCAACAUGUCCCGCCACCCCGCGCUGCACAGGGUGAUGGGGAACCAAGUGUUCCCAGAGGUGACCAGACUCCUCACCAGCCAUACCGGCCACACCAGCAACUCGGAGGACAUCCUGUCCUCGUCCUGCUACACCGUGAGGAACCUGAUGGCGUCGCUGCCGGGGAUGGCCAAGCAGCACUUCUCCAGCGGCAUGAUCAGCAACGUCAUCAACCUGUGUCGCAGCAGUGCCUCCCCCAAGGCUACAGAGGCCGCCCGACUCCUCCUGGCUGAUAUGAGGUCCAACAGGGAGCUGCAGGGGGUCCUCAGACAGCAAGGUUUGGAUCGGAACAUGCUGGGAACCUUGGCUGGGACCAGCAGCCUCCGGAGCUUCACCUCCCGAUUCUAAGCAGAGGCUGCCCAAGCAAGUUCGGCUUGCAGACGUGAUACGAUCCAGCUGAGAAGACUCGGGCCUUGCUGGAGGGGUAUUCUGUCCAGCUGCACAGUAUUGGGAAAGGUUUAACCACAGCUGAGAGCAAUCCGGGACGCCGUGGACGACAAAAAUACUUUUAGAUUCUUUUUUUUUUCCUUGGGGGAACUGACAGGCAAUGGGGAUUGGGGAGGGUUGGGGGGCCUUCUUGAGUUAAGGGAGCUUACGUCUGAUGUCAAUACUUCUUUUGCCGAGAAACGGUACAUAUACAUGUGUAUAGUGUGUGUGUGUGUGUGUGUGUGUGUGUGUGUGGCCGCGCACACGUGCGUGUGCGUGUGCUGAAAGCAGGACCUCAAACUGCAAAGAGCUGUGUGAGCUGCCGGACUGCAGCUCCCGGUGGUGGAGGGACCCACCCUCACGGGCGCGGACGCUGUGUGCUUUGGGUUUAGCGUCCCCGUCGUCCUGAGCUGUGUGUGCCGGGGCAGGGGCCACGCCAGCGCCAGGCCCACGGGGACCGCUGCAGGGGGAGGGGCGCGAUGGGGAGUACCUGGGCCCGGGGGCUCAACCCCCGCUAAGAGGCAGCUCUGCAGGAAGGGAGGUUGGCGGGCUUCGGUGUAUCUCCUGGGAAGAUGUAGUUGUGCGCUUGUGUGGCCCAGCCCGCGGUGCCACGGGGCCGUCUGCAAGAUGGGCCGGGACGGGCACACCGGCUUUGCUGUGUGAAGGCUGUCCCGAGGGUAGGUGCCAGAGAGGGGGCUGGCCACUGUCGCGGGCUGCGUACCCGUCAGAGCAGUCUCAGCCUGGGGAGCCCCUG